AUGGGAAGUCCCAAUCGCCUCUGUUCCAUUUCCCUGGCCGCCCCCUUCAUCUUUGCUGUCCUGCUGCUCAACGCCGAUCUAGGGUCGUGCGACUGCUUCAAACGCAUAUUCACCUUCGGCGACUCCAUCACUGACGCCGGCAACUUCGCGUACACCGGUCGUAACAAUAAAAAUCCGGGUCCACCCUCUGUGCCCCCUUAUGGAGAGACCUACUUCCACCGUCCCACGGGACGCGCCUCUGACGGGCGUCUCAUCGUUGACUUCUACGUAAGAGCAAAUGUAAUAUUGUUCUCAUCAAUUUCUUUCAUAGCAUGUGUAAUGCGUUAUAACAUCAGUUUCAUUGGAUUGGAAAAGAGGAUCGAGCCUGGUCGGUUGGUUCUUGGUUGGGUGUUGUUGAGACGAUCCAAGCCACCAGCAAUUCGAGCUUGUCUUCAUGCGCAAUCGUUGGGCCUGCCGCUGCUGCCGCCGAGCCUGCCCAAGGAGAACACGGGCCAGUUCCCGGCCGGCGCCAACUUCGCCUUGUACGGUGCCACGGCGCUAAACCCAAACUUCUUCAAGAGGUAUAACUUCGGGGUGCCGUUUACUUGGAGCCUCGACGAUCAGCUGGCUACAUUCAAGAAAGUGCUCGCACGGAUUGCUCCGGGAGAUGCUGCCACCAAGAGUCUCCUGAGCGAGUCGCUGAUCGUGUUCGGUGAGAUUGGCGGCAACGACUACAACUUCUGGUUCUUCGCAGGACACGGCGGUGACACACACACGCCCGAGCAGUACAUGCCCGACGUGAUUGCCCGCAUAGGCGACGGCGUCCAGGAGGUGAUCAACCUCGGUGCCAAGACGGUCCUUGUCCCGGGGAACUUCCCCAUCGGGUGUGUGCCGGCGUACCUGAGUGGUAACAAGAGCAACAAGUCGGCGGACUACGAUCAGUACCACUGCCUCAAGCGGUUCAACAACUUCUCCCAAAUGCAUAAUCAGUUGCUGAAGCAGGAGGUCGGCAAGCUCAAGUCGCUCAACGCCGACGUGAAGAUCAUCUACGCCGACUACUAUGGUGCUUUCAUGGAGUUCGUCAAGAAUCCCAGUAGGUAUGGCAUUGACGACCCUCUGGUGGCGUGCUGUGGUGGCAAUGGCCCCUACGGCACCGGCCAUACGUGCAACCAGACGGCGAGGAUUUGCCCCGACCCGUCCAGGUUCGCCAGCUGGGACCAGGUCCACAUGACAGAGAAGGCGUACAGCGUCAUCGCCAAUGGGGUGCUCAACGGCCCGUACGCCGACACACCAUUGCUCGACGUUUGCUAG
Molecule: messenger RNA, 1290 nt
Organism: Triticum aestivum (bread wheat)
Lineage: Eukaryota; Viridiplantae; Streptophyta; Magnoliopsida; Poales; Poaceae
Product: GDSL esterase/lipase At1g28600-like
Exons: 5
Coding region: 1-1290 (429 amino acids)
Molecular function (GO): hydrolase activity, acting on ester bonds
Source: RefSeq, a predicted model, not a curated record